AUGUCCAACAGCAGCUUCCUCACUGAGUUCCUUCUCCUGACAUUCGCAGACAAACGGGAGCUGCAGCUAUUGCACUUCUCGCUGUUCCUGGGUGUCUACCUGGCUGCCCUCCUGGGCAAUGUCCUCAUCAUCACAGCCGUAGCCUACGACCACCGCCUCCACACCCCCAUGUACUUCUUCCUUCUCAAUUUGUCCAUCCUGGACUUUGGUUCCAUCUCCACCACAGUCCCCAGAUCCAUGGCCAGUUCCCUGUGGAACACAAGGGCCAUUUCCUUCUCAGGAUGUGCUACUCAGGUCUUUCUAUUUCUUUUCUUCAUUUCUUCAGAAUAUUAUCUUCUCACUGUCAUGGCCUAUGACCGCUACAUUGCUAUCUGCAGACCCCUGCACUAUGGGACACUCAUGGCCAGCAGAACUUGUGUCAAAAUGGCAGCAGCUGCCCGGGGCAGUGGUUUUCUCAAUGCAGUGCUGCAUACUGGAAACACAUUUUCAAUUCCACUCUGCCAAGGCAAUGUUGUGGAGCAGUUUUUCUGUGAAAUUCCCCAGCUCCUCAGGCUCUCCUGCUCUGACUCCUACUUCAGGAAAGCCGGGGUUACCGUGGCUGGCUUACGAGGUGUGGGCCCAGUGAGGAAUGGGGCAGGGGACAUGGUAACAAAGGGCAUGGAAAAGGCAAAGGUUUACAGUGCCUUCUUUGUCUCAGUCUUUCCUGAUAAGACAUGGCUUCAGGAGUCUCAGGUCCCUGAGACUCAUGGGAAUAUGAGCAGUGAAGAUUUACUGUUGGUGGAGGGGGAUCAGAUUGGAGAAGAUCUGAACAAUUUGAAGUUAUGGGACCUGAUGAGAUGCAUCCAUGAAUGCCGAGGAAGCUGA
Rhea pennata is the source of this 864-nucleotide messenger RNA. Its product is annotated as olfactory receptor 14C36-like. Gene Ontology annotation, molecular function: G protein-coupled receptor activity; odorant binding; olfactory receptor activity. The transcript is spliced from 2 exons. Bases 1 to 864 code for a protein of 287 amino acids. Gene Ontology annotation, cellular component: membrane. The record is from RefSeq and is a predicted model, not a curated record. NCBI's taxonomy places the organism in Eukaryota, Metazoa, Chordata, Aves, Rheiformes, Rheidae. Gene Ontology annotation, biological process: G protein-coupled receptor signaling pathway.